This is a messenger RNA of Schizophyllum commune H4-8, 935 nucleotides long. Its product is annotated as Pkinase-domain-containing protein. Gene Ontology annotation, molecular function: ATP binding; protein kinase activity. The transcript has a single exon. Gene Ontology annotation, biological process: protein phosphorylation. The annotation marks the transcript as partial. The record is from RefSeq and is a predicted model, not a curated record. NCBI's taxonomy places the organism in Eukaryota, Fungi, Basidiomycota, Agaricomycetes, Agaricales, Schizophyllaceae.
AUGCAAAAGCCUAAGAUUCAACGCGUCUCGAUCGCGUCCCCAGUCAGACAUCUCAGGCAGCAUGAGUCGAUUCGCGCCAGAGUCCCUAUUCAAUUUCCUAUAAUAUUGCGUGUUGCUGAUUUAAGACUUCCUUCUUCCCCGGUUUUACCCAGAAUCAGCAUGUUUGCCCUCACUCUCCCUUCCUCCCAGCUCGGGCGUGUACUCGCCGGUCGCUACACGCUCGAGAAGACUUUGGGAAAGGGUAGUUUUGGCUCUGUUAUUCGCGCGCUGGAUCGCGCCACCUCUUCCACCGUCGCCGUUAAGGUGCAGAAGAAGUACACCAAGGAUUCCACCAUGGAGAUCAGGCAGCGCCGUGAACAAUCCCUCCACUCAAAGGUCUCCGAACACCCCAACGUCGUCACCUUCCUCCACGCCUUCGAGACCCCCGACGCCGCCUGCAUCGUCCUCCAAUAUGUCCCCGACGGCGACCUCUGCAGCGCCAUCGAGAAGCGUUCGUACUACGGCGACGGCCCUCUCAUCUCCCACUGCUUCGACCAGCUCCUCGAUGCCGUCGCCUUUUGCCACGCCCGCGGCGUCUACCACCGCGACAUCAAGCCCGAGAACAUCCUCGUCUCUGGGGAUCGCCGCACAUGGUACCUCACAGACUUCGGGCUCGCGACUCCCAACAGGACGUCUUCCGGCGCCGGCAUUGGUACCCACUCAUACAUGGCCCCCGAAGUGCUUGGUAGCCCCGAGUUCUCUCGCGCAGUCAUCUGGAAUACCGCCGCAGACGUCUGGGCACUCGGCAUCACACUGCUCGCCGUGCUCAACUCCGCAUUACCAUGGCCGCGCGCCGAGCGCAAGGAGAAGAAGUUUGCGGCAUACCUCGCGAAUCCGCAGCCGUACCUCGUCAACACCAUGCCUAUAUCCUCCGAGCUCGCUAUCCUCCUCUCUGA